Mollisia scopiformis is the source of this 821-nucleotide messenger RNA. RefSeq names its product DNA-directed RNA polymerase-like protein III subunit RPC9. The record is from RefSeq and is a predicted model, not a curated record. NCBI's taxonomy places the organism in Eukaryota, Fungi, Ascomycota, Leotiomycetes, Helotiales, Mollisiaceae. The transcript has 3 exons. Bases 132 to 617 code for a protein of 161 amino acids. Gene Ontology annotation, biological process: transcription initiation at RNA polymerase III promoter. Gene Ontology annotation, molecular function: nucleotide binding. Gene Ontology annotation, cellular component: RNA polymerase III complex.
CCUCCUGGUACCAAAGUGACACAACCGUGUUCAGACAUCUCCACGUCGGGCUCGAUUUUAAUCCCUGUCAUACCAGUAGCCCAAUUCAUCUCACAUACAAAAUUCUAGAGCGGAAUCGAAAGACGACAGCCAUGAAGAUUCUAGAGGCUCAGUCGGCCACUUUGACGAACUAUGAAGUCUAUCAACAUUUGACUGAGCAAAAGAGAAGAUAUUCUGGUACCAAGGGACGAAGACCAGGAAAUCUGGAGACCGUGGUCAAGGAGCUAUUGGACUAUUUCCAUGAAGCUCCAUCUCCACUGGCUUCCAAACCAUUUCCCUACCACGAUGGGGUAUUCAAAGCACUUCUCGAGCGAUUACGCCCUUGGGACUUCACCAAAGCCGAAAUACUUAUGAUCAUGAAUCUACGACCAACGAAGCCAGAGAAUCUGAACACGAUUGUAGAGGAGAUGGAGGAAAGGUUUCCAGGUGACGAGCUUCAGUGGGAAAUUGUGAGCGCAAUUGCAGAGGUUUUGGGGAAGCCAGAUGGAGAAGCCGAGAGGCAAGCUAUGUCUGAUGAGGCCAAAGAAGCUAGGAAAGAGCAAGCAGAUAGACGGGAUGAUGUUGAUAUGGAUGGGUAGACAUCUUGCACUGGAUCACAGAUGAGUCAUGACUGGCGUUGGCGUUGCAUUGCUCGGGGUUUGCAGAUCGUUGAGAGUUUGGCUUGUUAAUCUUUGAACACUCAUAAUUGCUGCUUUGUUCGUUGCUGUUGUUGCAUCUUGAGAACACGACUGCAUAGUUGCAUGUCGGUCUUCGCAAAGUAAAUGUAGCAUGAUUCACAGGAC